GUAGAUAAUUGUCUCUUGAUGUAGUCACGUAAUCUGUCAAGCUUUUUUUCACACAACAUGGGUCGGUUGAUGAGCUAGUCACAGGAGAAGUGACUCGGUCGGACUAAAUAUGAAUAAAGGCUGGCUGGAACUCGAGAGUGAUCCCGGGUUGUUCACCCUCUUGGUGGAAGAUUUCGGUGUCAAAGGUGUUCAGGUGGAGGAGAUCUAUGACCUGCAAAGCAAAUGUCAAAGCCCAGUUUACGGCUUCAUUUUUCUGUUCAAAUGGAUCGAGGAGCGAAGAUCUAGGAGAAAGGUGUCAACACUUGUGGACGAGACAUCAGUCAUUGACGAUGAGAUUGUCAAUGACAUGUUUUUUGCUCACCAGCUUAUUCCAAACUCCUGUGCCACCCAUGCUUUACUAAGUGUGCUCCUAAACUGCAGUGGGGUGGAGCUGGGUGCGACCCUCAGUCGAAUAAAGGCAUUCACAAAAGGGUUUAGUCCAGAGAGCAAAGGCUAUGCUAUUGGAAAUGCUCCAGAGCUGGCCAAGGCACACAACAGCCAUGCAAGACCGGAGCCAAGACACUUGCCUGAGAAGCAGAAUGGCAUCAGUGCUGUGAGGACCAUGGAAGCAUUCCACUUCGUCAGUUAUGUGCCUAUUAAAGACAGACUUUUUGAGUUGGAUGGCCUUAAGGCCUAUCCCAUCGACCAUGGUCCUUGGGGAGAGGAGGAGGAAUGGACUGACAAAGCUAGACGUGUCAUCAUGGAAAGAAUAGGACUGGCAACAGCAGGGGAACCUUACCAUGACAUCCGCUUCAACCUCAUGGCAGUGGUUCCAGACCGUAGAAUGAAAUACGAAUCUAAACUGGAGAUUCUGAAACGUAACCGCCAGACUGUUCUGGAAGGGCUACAGCAGGUCUGUAUUAAAAAGCUGAUUCGAGUUACCCAGCCAGACCUUGUCCAGGACCGUAAGCAACAGGACUCGUCUUCCUCUGAAGACGCAGCUCCAGCUGUUAAAAAGGAGACAGACUCUGACUCAUUAGCAUCACAGAGUACUGAGCAGACAGGACCCUCAGAUUCUCUGGACAAUACAAGCGUUCCACCGCAGUCUGCCCCAAGUCCCUCAGGCCGAGUUAGGACCAUGGGUAAGCCUCCCACCUUGCCAGCAGGGAGUGCCCCACCACCUAUGCCCAUGCCUGUUGCCAGCCCUAAUCCUAUAGUACAGCGUCUCCCUGCUUUCCUGGACAACCACAACUAUGCCAAGUCUCCCAUGCAGGAGGAGGAAGACCUGGCGGCUGGAGUGGCUCGUUCACGGGUGCCAGGACCUCCUCAGCCCCCUUAUUCUGAUGACGAAGAUGACUAUGAGGAUGAAGAAGAGGAGGAUUGUGGUACUACAGGAACACCCAAUAGGUUCAGACGGAAGACUGGACUUCGCACACGUGGGGUAGGUCGGACUAGCUCGGGUGUUGGUGUUGUGGAAAGCCAGCUGGCUCUCAGCGUGCUGGCAGAGAAACUUAAGAAGGAGGCCCAGAGAAAGGAUUCCAUGGCAACGGCAGGGGCCACACCGCUCUCCGUGCGCACAGAGGGCCGUACGGGUGGCAUCAGCAUCACGUCUGCCUCACAGCCGUCUCCCACGCCCAGCAACGAGAGCACCGACACGGCCUCUGAAAUCGGCAGCGCCUUCAACUCACCGCUGAGGUCGCCGGCGCGCUCCCAGGCAGCCACGAGACCCUCCAGCCCUGUGGCCUCCCACCUCACUCGCGUGCUCUUUGGAGAGGAGGAAGCCCUGCUGAGGCUAGAUGCCCGUCACAACCGAGCUGUCAGAGACCUUGGUGCUUGCAUCAGCACUUCCCUGCUCCACUUGCAAGAGGAUGGUGUAAUCUAUGCUCUACCUGCUACAGAUGUAGUGAAUGACGGGACCAGAAAGGGGUGUGCUGUGAAAAAAGAGAAGGAGGAGGGGGGCAGUCCUCCUGGGGAGGAGGUGAAAGAAGGACCGUCAAUGGAGCGAGAAAGCAAAGAGGCUGUAGAUGUUAAACCGAACAAAGAAAAGAUUGUUCCUGUUGAGACUGAUGGCAGUAACAAGCCCCCUGGAGAAAAAUAUUCUCCUAAAGAAUUGCUGGCAUUGCUUAAGUAUGUGGAGGCUGAUAUUGCUAAUUAUGAGGUGUAUUUGAAGGAGGAGGUGGAGAAGAGGAAGAAAUACAAGAUUGAUGACCAGAGGAGAACCCAUAACUAUGAUGAAUUCAUCUGUACCUUCAUAUCUAUGCUGGCACAGGAAGGAAUGUUGGCUAGUCUCGUGGAACAGAACAUCUCCGUGCGAAGGCGGCAAGGGGUGAGCAUCGGCCGACUGCACAAACAACGCAAACCUGACCGCAGGAAACGCUCUCGACCGUACAAAGCAAAGCGACAGUAACUACAGGACACACUCGUAAUUAAGUAGUUCCAUCAGCUUUUACAACACUCAAGAACUGCAGAAACACCAUUUACUUGUUUACGUUGGAGCAAAAGCAAAGCCCACAUAUGCACUUGGCUCCAUGGACUCAGAUUGCACUGUGUAUUUUUUCCUGUCUGUUUUAUGACAUCAUGAGGUGGACCAAUCAUUCAUUAGGUAUGAAAAUAUCAUACAGUUCCUAUUUUUUUCUGUACUGAAUUUGGAGGAAAUACAUUUUUAAAAACAGUUCUGUGUGAUGUGCAUGAUAUAUCUUUGUCUCUCUUUUUAGCAGAAAGCCUCUUGAAAUAUUUAAGCCUCACUUGUGCCAAGUCAGUUUGAAUGAUGUUAAGCAAAAAAACACUUCUCUCCUCCUCUUCUCUGGAAAUUUACAUUAUGUUUAAUGAGAGAAUAAUCAAGCAGAGAACCAGGUCAUUUUUGAAGGAUUUUCAGAUCCACUUCAAUAAAUCUGUCAUUUGAGCAGAUGUUAGGACAAAUCCAAUGUUACAGAAAUGCUAGGAUAGGAUUUUAACACAUGUUCGUCAUUGGAAAGGGCAUAUACAAGAAAGAAUUUAUAUUUGCAAUCAACAUUUGUUUUGCAUAGAGGCCUUUGUUCAUAAAAUCAGGAGCAACUUUUGAGCUAUCCUUCAGAUAUGCAUCGGUGACUGAUUUGUCCAUGUACCAUUUUCUGAUGACUGAGCCGUGC
Messenger RNA from Chanos chanos (milkfish), 3107 nucleotides. RefSeq names its product BRCA1 associated deubiquitinase 1 (gene bap1). Gene Ontology annotation, cellular component: cytoplasm. Bases 110 to 2386 code for a protein of 758 amino acids. The record is from RefSeq and is a predicted model, not a curated record. Gene Ontology annotation, biological process: protein deubiquitination; ubiquitin-dependent protein catabolic process. Gene Ontology annotation, molecular function: cysteine-type deubiquitinase activity. The transcript is spliced from 17 exons. Lineage: Eukaryota; Metazoa; Chordata; Actinopteri; Gonorynchiformes; Chanidae.